UGGGAAAGGAAAAUAAAUAUAAACCGAAUGCCGAAAAACCAACCAAACCAACCAUCGAGCGGUACUUCGGCAAGCCCCUCCAAGAGCAUCAAGUAAAAGCUACAGGUGCGUCUGCGGAAGGAGACAAGGUUACUCACCCUCCGUAUGGAGGUCCUGCCGCCUCUGGCUUGCAGAAGCAGAAGCAGGAAGAGGAGCAAGGAGAAUGGCAGACACAGGGGUGUCAGAAGAGGCGCGAUAAGGCCGGGGAAGGCUGGGGCGGAAAGCAGCAGCAGCAGCGGCAGCAGCAGCAGCGGCAGCAGCAGCAGCGGCAGCAGCAGCAGCGGCAGCAGCAACUUCCACAACAGCGCGGACAACACCGCGAUCCUAUAGAAAAACAGAACCAGCAACAGCAGACAGUACAACGGCGUCUUCAGGGCCACAAUGAACAACACCAAGGAGGCUCCCAGUGCUAUGGUCCACCAAAACCGCAAGACGAACUCCCAAAAUGGCCAAGAGCCCAGAACCGAGGUCUGCCUCUGCAGCCUCUGCAGAAUCUGCAGAAUCUGCUCCCUCAGACCCAAAAAGUGGUGCCGCCACUCCCAGCAGCCACCAUGAAACGUGGAACUUUGGGAAAACCAGGUCAAGUAUCUGUUAAUUAUCUCGAAGUUAACUUGGAUAAAAUGCCUGCGGUGGCCUAUCAGUACGAUGUGAAGAUCACGUCAGUAUGUCCUAAGAAGUUCUAUCGUCAGGCUUUUGAGCAGUACAGAGUUGAACAUUUGGGCGGUGCGAUUGCCGCAUAUGAUGGACGUGGAUCGUGCUACUCAGUUGUGAAACUAAAAUGCAGCCCCCAGGGCCAAGAAAUGAAGGUAACAGAUCGCCACGGCCGUACCUUGAAUUACACUGUGGAGCUCAGGAAGACACAGGACUCGGAAGUCGAUUUGAGCUCACUAAGAAGCUACAUGAAGGACAAGAUUUAUGAUAAGCCCAUGCGAGCCUUGCAGUGUCUGGAGGUUGUGUUGGCGGCUCCCUGUCAUAACACCGCUAGACGCGCCGGUCGCUCCUUCUUCAAAGGGUCUGAUCCCGGAAACACCUUUGAUCUUAAAGACGGCUACGAAGCUCUGGUUGGGCUCUAUCAAACAUUCGUGCUUGGCGAUCGCCCGUUUGUUAAUGUGGACAUAUCACACAAGGCCUUUCCGAAGGCCAUGUCGAUCAUUGACUAUAUAGAGCAGUAUCAGAGGCAGAAAAUUGACAAAAGCACAAAUCUUGACUACAGGCGUUCUGAUAUUGAGUCAUUCCUAAGUGACAUUAAUAUAAUUUACGACCCGCCUGCCUGUUUUGGCAGCGCCCCUCGCGUCUUCAGAGUCAACGGGCUUUCCAAGGCUCCGGCUAGCACUCAGACAUUUGAGCUGGAUGGGAAAGAAACGACCGUUGCAAAGUACUUCAAGUCUCGGAAGUAUGAUUUAAAGUUUCCGAACCUUCUCUGCUUGCAUGUUGGGCCGCCGUUGAAACACAUUUAUUUGCCUAUCGAACUAUGUCGCAUUGACGAUGGACAGACAAUGAAGCGCAAGGAUACUGCUGCUCGGGUGGCGGCCAUGCUUAAGUUUGCUGCCACGUCAACCAACGAGAGGAAGGCCAAGAUCGUCCGCCUACUGGAAUAUUUCAAGCACAAUUUAGACCCGACCAUCAGCCACUUUGGCAUACGCCUGGGCACUGACUUCAUCGUCGUGAAUACACGCACGCUCAAUGCGCCUCAGAUUGAGUACAAAAACAACAAUUUGGCUUCGGUGAGGAACGGUUCGUGGCGCAUGGAUCGGAUGCAAUUCUUUGAACCCAAGCCAAAGCCACAUAAGUGGGCCAUACUCUACGGUAAGAUUAACUACCAGUAUGUGGACGAGCUUCAGAAGAUGGUUCUUCAGCAGAGUCGCACCGUCAAUCUUUGCCUGGAUACCAAAGCCGACAAACGGAAUUACAAGGACGAACGUGAACUAGAUGCUCAUUUCCACGAUUUCAAAAAAAAUCAAUUUGAUUUGGUGUUCGUUAUUAUACCAAAUGUCGGGCGCUCUUAUGAUGUCGUCAAGCAAAAGGCUGAGCUGAAGUACGGCAUUCUCACGCAAUGCCUCAAGCAAAUCACAGUCGAGCGUAAAUGCAACCCGCAGUGUAUUGGUAACGUUCUACUUAAGGUCAAUUCCAAGUUGAACGGUAUUAAUCACAAGCUAAGGGAUGACCCGCGCUGUCUGUUAAAGAACACAAUGUUUUUGGGGGCCGAUGUGACUCAUCCGUCGCCCGAUCAGUGGGAGAUGCCCAGUGUGGUGGGUGUUGCCGCCUCCCAUGAUCCAUUCGGGGCUUCAUAUAACAUGCAAUAUCGCUUGCAACGCUCUACCCUGGAGGAGAUCGAGGACAUGGAGUCGAUAACCCUGGAGCACUUGCGUGUUUAUUAUCAGUUCCGGAAAUCCUAUCCCGAGCACAUCAUCUAUUACCGUGAUGGUGUCAGCCAUGGUCAGUACCCCAAGAUCAAAAGUAAAGAGUUGAGAGGAAUUACUGCGGCCUGCUGCAAGAUGCACAUUAAACCCAAGAUUUGCUGCGUCAUUGUAGUUAAGCGGCAUCAUACGCGCUUCUUUCCGAACGGAGCUCCAUCGCAAUAUAACCAGUUGAACAAUGUCGAUCCGGGAACCGUCGUCGAUCGCACCAUUGUCCAUCCCAAUGAGAUGGAGUUCUUCAUGGUCAGCCAUCAGGCGAAUCAGGGGACGGCCAAGCCGACGCGUUACAACGUAAUUGAGAAUACGGGCAACUUGGAUAUUGAUGUACUGCAGCAAUUGACAUUCAAUCUUUGUCACAUGUUUCCUCGUUGCAACCGCGCAGUGUCUUAUCCGGCUCCGGCAUAUUUGGCACAUUUGGCUGCGGCACGUGGACGUGUCUACCUCACUGGCACCACCAUGUUCCGUUCUCCACAGGAGGAGUACGCAAAGCGUUUGAUUGUUCCAGACUUCAUGAAGACGAAUCCUAUGUACUUCGUGUAGGCAUCAGAAAACAGCUUCACUUCUGCCUAUAUGCCUAUAGUAAUUCAAUUCAAAUAUGAUUAUUCUUUGUCAAUUUUA
This is a messenger RNA of Drosophila persimilis, 3074 nucleotides long. Its product is annotated as protein argonaute-2. Gene Ontology annotation, molecular function: RNA binding; protein binding. The record is from RefSeq and is a predicted model, not a curated record. Bases 591 to 2996 code for a protein of 801 amino acids. NCBI's taxonomy places the organism in Eukaryota, Metazoa, Arthropoda, Insecta, Diptera, Drosophilidae. The transcript has 9 exons.